CUAAGCAACUAAAUGGUUUGAAUAAUAAGCUUGUCUUCCAAAUUACUUGCGAACGAAACUCUCAUGCCGAUCUUAAUGCCAAGCAGUUAAAAGAAAUAGAAUCGCUAAGAUCUAUGGUUAAAUCACUGGAAAGCAUAAUAUCUUCGAUGCAAAAAGCUUCAUCUUUGAAGGAUUCUGAUAUCGCCUCUCUUGAGACAAAAAUAAAUGAACUGGAGAUUGAGUUAGAACAAAUUACGCAAAAAGUUUUAUUAAAGGAUUCUGAUACUAACCAGUUGAGUAGCAAUCCCUCUCUUGAGAUUAAAGCAAAGGAAUUGGAAAAUGAAUUGGAGAAAGUUACGCAAAAUUCAUCAUUUAAGGAUGG
Molecule: messenger RNA, 361 nt
Organism: Funneliformis geosporum
Lineage: Eukaryota; Fungi; Glomeromycota; Glomeromycetes; Glomerales; Glomeraceae
Source: the annotation of a GenBank genome assembly